AUGCGCGCUGGUAUGUCCUUGGACGACCCUAGUAGUAGACGCCAAAGCUACCGUGCUAAAAAAGAAGAGAAUAGAAAGGAAUUGAAACAUGUGAAGAUCGAUGCCGAAGUGGUAGCAGAAAAAGUUGAACUGCCCAAAAAGAGAUAUUACCGUCAGAGAGCACACUCGAACCCAUUUUCAGACCACCAGCUAGAAUAUCCAUUGAGUCCGAAUGAUAUGGAUUGGAGAAAAUUGUAUCCUUACUUCUAUGACGAAUCUAAGGGAGACAUGACCAAAGAAGUGACAAUCGCAGACAUUGGGUGUGGAUUUGGAGGCCUCCUGAUUGAUCUCUCUCCGGCAUUUCCUGAUAAACUAAUUCUUGGUAUGGAGAUUCGUGUUCAGGUUACCAAUUAUGUCGAAGACAGAAUAAUAGCGCUGCGAGCAAACAAUGUUAAGACCAAUGCUUAUCAAAACAUUAAUGUUCUAAGAGGAAACGCCAUGAAAUUCUUACCUAAUUUCUUCCAUCAGGCUCAAUUAGAGAAAAUGUUCUUCUGUUUCCCAGAUCCACACUUUAAGCAAAGAAAGCACAAAGCCAGAAUCAUCACCAACACAUUGUUAAGCGAGUAUGCUUAUGUUUUGAAGGAAGGCGGUAUAAUCUACACUAUUACAGACGUAUUGGACUUGCAUGAGUGGAUGGCCAAGCACUUGACGGAGCACCCAUUGUUUGAGAGGCUAUCUCAAGAAUGGGAAGAUCAAGAUGAGUGUGUCAAGAUCAUGAGACAUGCGACAGAAGAAGGAAAAAAAGUUGAGAGGAAAAAAGGUGACAAGUAUGUUGCAUGUUUUAAGAGGCUUCCUACUCCGGAAAUCAUUUAA
Messenger RNA from Lachancea fermentati, 852 nucleotides. NCBI's taxonomy places the organism in Eukaryota, Fungi, Ascomycota, Saccharomycetes, Saccharomycetales, Saccharomycetaceae. The record is from the annotation of a GenBank genome assembly.